AUGAGACCGCCAUCAACCGAACUUCAGCUGCCGUGCGGGCCUUUUUCUCCAAGCGCGAGCCGUUUCGCCUGUUUCAUGGCUCGACCAACAGCACCAGGGCCGGCGCACGAAGGGAGGGUGGUCGACAUCAACGCGCGCUCAACAACAUGCUCAAAUCAAAUGUGCAUGGACAAGUUUGUGCAGGCCACGCUUGCCCGUGGCUUGGUCCGACCCGUCGUGAUGGAGUUCCCAGGCACCACGGUUCGUGGCGGUUUUGCCGGCAGCGCAGGUGAGAAGAGCUCCUUCCGGUACGGCUACUUCGACCAAACCGUCAAAUCCAUCAAAGUGGUUCUGGCCACGGGAGACAUGGCUCACACUUCACCCUCCGAAAACCCGGACCUCUUCCGUGGUGCGGGCGGAACAGCCGGGACCCUGGACAUCGUCACCAAACUCGAGGUCGGGCUCAUCCCGGCAAGGCGGUUUGUGGAACUCGCAUAUCAUCGGUACAAGACGGUCGCGGACACGCUCACGGCCACGCUCGGCCUUGAUAUGACGGGAAAACUGACCGACGACCUCCAGCUCAGCCGACGGCCCCAAACCUUUACUGGCUCCUGGGACGACUGGUUCUACCUUCACGCCAAACGACGGGCGGAGCUAUGUGUCUUGGUCGAGUACCUCUUCCGCUACAAUCGGGGAGGUUCCUGGAUGGGUGCCCAGGCGUUUGCCUACUCUCCCUUCGUCCCUUUCAACCGCCUUACCCGCUGGGUUCUGAACGACUUCAUGCACACCCAGAUGCUGUACCGUGCGCUGCAGGGAAGCAACGUAUCCACCGCCGAGGCGUUCAUCGACUACACGGCAGAGGUUCUGGACAUCUGGCCACUAUGGCUCUGCCCUCUGAGAGCGAUCGAUCUGCCUGCGUUCCAUCCAUACUACCGUGGUCCAAGCAGCGAUGGACCGCCGCAGCCGAUGAUCAACAUUGGCCUCUGGGAAGCGGCAGAGCUGAAGCACAGGCUCGCAGAGCUGGGCGGCCGGAAGGUGCUGUACGCACAUACCUACUACACCGAGGACGGGUUCUGGGCUGUGUAUGAUCGGGCCUGCUACGAGGGAUUGCGUGAGAGGUAUAGAGCGGCGACGCUAACGCCCCUGUCGAUAAGAACCAUUUGCGCCAUCCGGAGCAAGGACUGAUUGAUCCAUCGUCAAGCUUGCUGGAAAGGGGGAGAGGGGUCUUUGCGGGAGG
This is a messenger RNA of Parathielavia appendiculata, 1216 nucleotides long. RefSeq lists its product as uncharacterized. Gene Ontology annotation, molecular function: flavin adenine dinucleotide binding; Delta24(24-1) sterol reductase activity. Lineage: Eukaryota; Fungi; Ascomycota; Sordariomycetes; Sordariales; Chaetomiaceae. Gene Ontology annotation, cellular component: cytoplasm; membrane. Bases 1 to 1164 code for a protein of 387 amino acids. Gene Ontology annotation, biological process: steroid metabolic process. The transcript has 7 exons. The record is from RefSeq and is a predicted model, not a curated record.